Messenger RNA from Sorghum bicolor (sorghum), 405 nucleotides. Its product is annotated as cytochrome P450 81D1. NCBI's taxonomy places the organism in Eukaryota, Viridiplantae, Streptophyta, Magnoliopsida, Poales, Poaceae. Gene Ontology annotation, molecular function: iron ion binding; oxidoreductase activity, acting on paired donors, with incorporation or reduction of molecular oxygen; monooxygenase activity. The record is from RefSeq and is a predicted model, not a curated record.
AUGGCUAAGCGCAACAUCGCCGAGACGCUCCGCCUGUACCCUGCCGCGCCCUUACUCACCGAUCACGAGUCGUCCGCGGACUGCAAGGUCGGCGGCUACGACGUCCCGCGCGGCACGGCGCUGCUGGUGAACGUGUACGCGAUCCACAGGGACCCGGCUGUGUGGGAGGAGCGCAGGCUCGUGCCGGAGCGAUUCGAGGGCGGGAAAGCCGAGGGGCUGUUCAUGGCGCCGUUGGGGAUGGGGCGGCGCAAGUGUCCGGAGAGGCGCUCGCGCUGCAGACGGUUGGGGUGGCGCUGGGGGUCCCUGAUCCAGUGCUUCCACUGGAGCAGAGUCGACGGCGUGGAGGUUGACAUGAGCGAAGGCAGCGGACUCACCAUGCCCAAGGCUGUUCCACUGGAGGCUUAG